AUGGGUUAUGAGAACACAACGGACAAUGUUUUAUAUAAAAUUCGCAUUAUCGAUCUUUUUACACUUGAUUAGAGAGACAUUAGAGUUAGAUAUAGUCUUUUGCUUGAUCUUCAUAAUGCCAUGCAAGAUUCCAAUAUAAAUUAUCAACUUCCUUAAUUUCCCAAGAAGGAAUACUUGAAGACAUUGUUUGGAGAAAAUAAAGUGAUCAAAAAGCGCGAAUAAAAAAUAGGGGAGUAUUUUCAAUAACUUCUUAAAUGUCCUCCUCCUAAUCAUAAAUUAUUACUUGAUUUUAUUAGAGAAGGAGUUGACACAAUUAGAUAAUAAGAAUUAUUAAAAGAAGUUAGCUCGAAAUAGGAAAUACUUAAAUUUUUUAAUAGUGAAAGGGUGUUAGAAAAGGGACAGUUUGGGAAAACCACUUUAUAUAGCGUAAACGGAAAAAAAAUAAUUUUGCAUAAGUUUUACGUUAUGUAGCAUUAAAGUGAUUAAUUUUUCCAAGCCUAUAUUAAGGCUCAUUUAAAUAUUUUUGAUUUUAGCUUAUUCACUCAAGUGAUUUCUAUAUUCUAUAUACGACCUAAGGCUAAUUUUGUCGACUCUAUGCUUGGCUAAGUGAAAUAGCCAAAGGUUAGUAAGAAAACCAAUAUUUUUACUCAUUUUUAUCCCAAACAUAUUAGAGUAGAAGCAGUGAAGAUAUUCUCACUUGAAGAAUAUGAGGGAUAAAAUCUAAAUGAAGUGAUUAAAGAUCGAAAGAAUAAAAAUAAACCUUUUACUUUAGAUGAGCUCUUAAAUAUCAUACAGAAAAUCCUAUAGGCAAUAAUUUAAUUGCAUAAGCGCAAUAUAUUUCCAAAUAGAAUUUUACCCACUUCCAUUAUUAUCAAUAAUGAGAGUGUUAAAUUAGCCAGCAUCUAAGAGCCAAAUGCAAAAUAUAAGGAGAAAUAUUUGUUAGAAGGAUAUGCUAUUAGAACUGAAUAAGAGUUUGAUGUUGUUUAUUACCCUCCUGAGAAAAUGAGUUAAUAGUUUUAAUAAUUAAAUGGAAGGUUGAUAGAUAGUUGGCACUUUGGAGUGUGUAUACUAAUGGCAGCUUUGCUAUAUACAAAUAAAGAAUUGGAUGGAAUUCAUUCAUGUUAUCAAGUUGAUAAGUUUGCAAAUCAAGUAUAGUUGUUAUAUGGUGAUGUAAUAGCAGAAAUAAUUAUGUUGAGUCUAAAAUAAUAGCCACAUGAAAGAGCUGAUAUUAGAGAAUUGUAUUUCUUGGCCAAUUAGACAGCAAUAAUCAAAUUUCAUUCAACUGUUUUGAAUCAGUAAGAGAGAACUUAAAUUACAUACUUAAAAAUUAAUACCAUAACACAAGAACAAUUAGAAAGUCUCUAAUAACUAAUUUAAAAAUCUCCAAUUUUAUCAGUUAAAAUCAAUCUAUAUAAAUAAGAAAUAGAUUAAUAAGAAUUUGAUAAAUUAUUAUAAUUACUGGGUAAUUUCGCUGAAGUAAAGUAUUUUCAGAUGAUUUUAAAUAAAACAUAAAAUUUAAAUUUUGGAAACCUCUGCGUUGGUUUAUAGAAAUUAAAGUAAAUCAAACGUCUAUCUUUGGAUUUGAAGGGAAUUAAUAUAGAAAAAGAAGACAUUGAUCAAGCAAAAGAUUGA
Molecule: messenger RNA, 1632 nt
Organism: Paramecium tetraurelia
Lineage: Eukaryota; Ciliophora; Oligohymenophorea; Peniculida; Parameciidae
Exons: 5
Biological process (GO): protein phosphorylation
Molecular function (GO): protein kinase activity; ATP binding; phosphatidylinositol binding
Source: RefSeq, a predicted model, not a curated record